GGUACCGGAGAAACGUGUGUGAAAGUGAUAAUAUGAACUGUGUUGUUUAUAAGUUUAAAACAUAUAAAAUAAGUUAUUUAUACAUUAAAAGUUGUAUAAAUAUAAAAGUGAACAGUCCAUAUUAAAUGGAGCGGUGGCAUGUACAGUCUGGCAAGAAUCAUCACCAGCAAUUUCAACCGUAAUCACCAAAGAUGAUCAGCUCCAAGUGGCUGGUGCUGUGGUCGCUGUGGGCAGCCCGGGUGGUCCGGCAGCCGACAGUACCGCUGCAGAUCAGCGCUGGACUGGUACAAGGAACAAUCGCCAAUUCUGGAAUGCAUGCUGAAUACUUCGGCAUACCAUACGCAACUCUUGUACAGAGGUUCCAGGAACCUGGUCCUGAGCCUAAAUGGGCAGGAAUUUUCGAAGCCAUCAACGAGAAUGUACGAUGUGUACAGAGGUUUACAGGAAACUCAGUAUUAGGUCAAGAGAAUUGUCUAACUCUGAAUGUAUACACACCUCUAGAUAGACCUUCAGAUUUGUACCCUGUCAUGGUGUUCAUUCACGGAGGAGGUUUCAGAGAUGGUUCAAAUUCGCCAUUCCUUUAUGGACCGGAUUAUUUGAUAGAGCACGACGUAAUCCUUGUUACGAUUAAUUAUAGACUUGAAAACUUGGGAUUUCUCUGCCUGGGAAUCAAAGAAGCACCAGGCAACGCAGGUCUCAAAGAUCAGGUAGCUGCACUGAGAUGGGUGAAGCGAAAUAUAAAGGCAUUUGGUGGUGAUCCAGAUAAUGUAACUAUUUUUGGCGAAAGCGCUGGCGCUGCAUCGGUUUCUUAUCAUUUAGUCUCGCCAGUAUCUAAAGGUUUAUUCCACAGAGCGAUCUUGCAAAGCGGUUCGUCUACAUGUCCUUGGGCUUUGCAAACUGAGCCCUUAAAAAUCGCUAGUCAACUAGCUCAUCAAUUUGGAUCAGAAACUACAGAUCCAUAUGAAAUUUACAAAUUAUUCAUGAAUAAAUCAGCAAAAGAGCUGCUUGCAACGCGAGUACCCAGACCAAAAGGUGAUGUUCUACUAUCUGAAAACAUUUUCACACCAUGCAUUGAGAAAAAAUUACCUAAUACAGAACCGUUUUUAUUAGAAGCACCACAUAACUUAAUGACUAAAGGUCUGUACAAUAAGGUACCGGUAAUGAUAGGUUAUAACAAUGCUGAAGGUUAUAUGUUUGCUAGUAGAGAGAAUGAUACAACAAUUGCAAAUUUAGAUUUCCUACAAGCGACCCCAAUAGAUUUGGCAUUCCCUACAGUUGAAGAAAAGAAACGAAUAGCAUUAGAGCUAAAGAAACUUUAUAUGGGUGAUGAGGAAGUUAGCAAAGAGACUAUAAUAAGGUUCUCUUUCUUUGAAGGUGAUUCACGUAUAACAUAUCCAGUAAUAUCAACAACAGAAAUCCUUCUAAGUACUUCUGAUCAGCCCGUGUACUCUUACAAAACGAACUAUGAUGGAUGGUUGAAUAUAGUCAAGUUUUUGUAUGGCUUCCGUGGGCAACCUGGCGCAACUCAUGCUGAUGAACUGUUCUACAUGUUUAAGCUUAAACUUCCUCUGCUAAAUGCUGUUAUUGAAAGGAAAUUUAUUAGGAAGAUAUGUACGAUGUGGACCAAUUUUGCUAAAUACAGCAACCCCACGCCGGAGCUAACACCAUUGUUAACACAUAAAUGGUUACCUGCAGAUAAAAAUAAUCCACAUUCUCUGAUCAUAGACACGGAUUUCACAACAACACCUCUUUGGGAAGAUGAGAGAAUGCUGUUCUGGAACGCUACUUAUACGAGAUAUAGAAAAAAAAUAUAAACAGAUUGUCAAUGUAUGUUUGAGGCUUAUUAAAAAAAUC
This is a messenger RNA of Achroia grisella, 1854 nucleotides long. Its product is annotated as esterase FE4-like. Bases 192 to 1814 code for a protein of 540 amino acids. The record is from RefSeq and is a predicted model, not a curated record. Lineage: Eukaryota; Metazoa; Arthropoda; Insecta; Lepidoptera; Pyralidae. The transcript is spliced from 4 exons.